GUGAUUAAUCAAUUAUUAAUUUAAAAUGCUAUUACAUUCGAUUAAUUACUAUUUUGUUAAGAAUUAAAUUUUCCUUAAACUGAGUUGAAUUAUCUCAUCAUUUUCUAUAAAUCAUCUAUGUAUAAAAUCUAAAAUGUUGAAACGAUUACCUCCUAUUUCAUCAUUUCAUAUAUUCAAGCGUUUUUAUGUCAGACUGCUGGAAGUGGGUCAAUUAAAUGUGCCUAAAACAGUAGAAAAAUAUGAGACUGGUCAGUUAUUUUUCCAUAGAAUUUUUGGAUAUCGUGGAGUUAUAUUAUUUCCGUGGUUAGCUAGAGUAUAUGAUCGUGAUAUAGUGAAUAAAUCUGAGAGUACAGUUGGAAAAGAUGUUAAAGGCAAAACACAUACAUUUUAUCAAACUCUUAUUGAUGAAAGGGAUUGUCCAUUUAUUAGAGCUCAAACAGAAGCAGUAACUUUUCUUGGUAACCAAGAUACUAGUCGUAGUUUGUAUGCAAUACCGGGUUUAGAUUAUGUGUCCCAAGAAGACAUUUUACCUUACACAGCUACUGAGAAACAGCCUUUACAGCAUGAACUUUUUGAUAAAUUUCUAAUGUAUUAUCCUAAUAGAGAACCUCCUUUUGGUGCACAGGAAACAUUACGUUCAUGGCAAAAAAAAAAUCAUCCGUGGCUUGAAUUAUCAGAUGUUCAUAAAGAAACGACUGAAAAUAUUAGAGUGACAGUUAUUCCAUUUUACAUGGGUUAUAGAGAAUCUCAAACUAGCUCAGUAUACUGGUGGAGAUAUUGUAUUCGAUUGGAAAAUUUAGGAGAUCAAAGUGUUCAAUUAAGAGAACGUCACUGGAGAAUAUUCAGUUUAUCUGGUACGUUAGAAACUGUUCGAGGAAGAGGUGUCGUAGGACAAGAACCUGUAUUGUCUAAAAAGUCUCCUGCUUUUCAAUAUAGUAGUCAUGUGAGCCUGCAAGCGCCUAGUGGGCAUAUGUGGGGAACAUUUAGAAUGGAGCGUGAAGAUGGACAUUUAUUUGAUUGUAGAAUACCUCCAUUUUCAUUAGAAAGCAAACCAGAUGAUAAGGUUACUUUUAAUACUGUAUAAAAUAGCGCUUUUCUAGACCAUUAAAUGUUGGGUGAUCCAUGCUUAAACAACUGGUUACUGAUUCAUCUUCUCCAUGUGGACAGUCGUCCUGCAGAUCACAUACCCAUUGCCGAGGUAUACAGUUUCGUGUGUUAUAUGUGUUGUAGUUGUUCAAGCACUAAAUAAGAAAAAUUAAUUAUAAUUUUAAAAUUAUAUAAGAAUUAAUCACUUGUGGCUAAUA
This is a messenger RNA of Daktulosphaira vitifoliae (grape phylloxera), 1304 nucleotides long. RefSeq names its product polymerase delta-interacting protein 2 (gene POLDIP2). The transcript has 8 exons. The coding region runs from base 134 to 1084 and encodes 316 amino acids. The record is from RefSeq and is a predicted model, not a curated record. Gene Ontology annotation, molecular function: DNA binding. NCBI's taxonomy places the organism in Eukaryota, Metazoa, Arthropoda, Insecta, Hemiptera, Phylloxeridae. Gene Ontology annotation, cellular component: nucleus; mitochondrial nucleoid. Gene Ontology annotation, biological process: error-free translesion synthesis.